This is a messenger RNA of Emiliania huxleyi CCMP1516, 906 nucleotides long. RefSeq lists its product as hypothetical. The transcript is spliced from 3 exons. Bases 1 to 906 code for a protein of 301 amino acids. Lineage: Eukaryota; Haptophyta; Isochrysidales; Noelaerhabdaceae. The record is from RefSeq and is a predicted model, not a curated record.
AUGUGGAGCGCUCUCCUCUUCUCGCUUGCCGUGUUGCGCGCGGCCGCUGCGCCCGCGCCCGAGAAGCAGGAGGCUGUCGCGGCGCGCGGCGGCUGGAUGCCGUUCGCGCAGCAGGGCGCCGCCACGGGCGGUGGCUUUGCCGCGCAAGGCACCGACACCGCCUGGCGCUUCUUCACGGACCCGAACUUUGACUUCCAGAAGGAAGGGCAGGCGUACCAGGCGUCGGGCGCGGCCACUGGCAACGCGUUUGGCGGCCUCUCGCAGGGCAUGAUGCCCACCGCGCCGGCGGCGGCGGCGGCCGAGGCCCCGCCCGCCGAGAAGGAGGAGACUGUCGAGGGCGCCAAGGCGCGCGGCGGCUGGAUGCCGUUCGCGCAGCAGGGCGCCGCCACGGGCGGUGGCUUUGCCGCGCAAGGCACCGACACCGCCUGGCGCUUCUUCACGGACCCGAACUUCGACUUCCAAAAGGAGGGCCAGGCGUACCAGGCGUCGGGCGCGGCCACUGGCAACGCGUUUGGCGGCCUCUCGCAGGGCAUGAUGCCCACCGCGCCGGCGGCGGCGGCGCCGGCGGCGGCGACGACAACGGCAGAAUCGACGAGUCACAUCAUGAUGCCUCCGCCGCCAGUGCCGCCCUCGGCAGCGACUCGGGCGGCAUGCGCAGCGGCGAUCUGCGGCGACGCUGGCGCAAGCAUGUCUCCGGCCCAGGGUGUCCUCCAUGUGGGGGACGCAUCGCAGGCUAUCUACCUCCCCCUCGCCUGCCUUGCCGACCCUUACUUCGACGCUGCACGGCUACACAGCCGCGGCCACGACAGCGGCUGCGGCAGCGACGGCGGCGGCGGCGGCCGCUGCAGCGGCAGCAGCCGCCGCGGCCGCGGCGACGACAACCGCAGAAUCCACCAGUACAUGUAG